Messenger RNA from Trifolium pratense (red clover), 1409 nucleotides. RefSeq lists its product as uncharacterized. The coding region runs from base 273 to 1022 and encodes 249 amino acids. Lineage: Eukaryota; Viridiplantae; Streptophyta; Magnoliopsida; Fabales; Fabaceae. The record is from RefSeq and is a predicted model, not a curated record. The transcript is spliced from 3 exons.
GAACACAUUCCGCACUUAAAAAUGAUACAUCACCCAAAGCGCAUUUUAGCAAAGUAACAAAGAAACCGAAGCCGAACGUUAAAACCGCCAUAGUAUAUAAACAUGUGUAAGAAACAAAAAAAAAAAAAAAAAACAUCGUAUUUUCCCGGCGAGUUUUCAAGAGAGAAAAUUUAUCUAAACCUUUUCUCUCUUCUGUGAAAUUUCCCGAGAAAAUUUCUCAGCUAAGGUAACUCUCAGUUGGGUUUCAACUAGUUACUCUGUUUUUGAUCAAAAUGGUGUUUUCCGGUGAAGAAGAGAAGAACACUAUGGGUACCGGUUCCGGUGGUGAAAGAGUGAAGCACAAUUUCAUGCUACCUUGUUUGAAGUGGGGGACUCAGCGUCACCUGAGGUGUAUGAAGAUUCCAUCCGGCGACGGAUCGCCGUCGAAUGGUACCAGGAGCGAAAUUGAGCCGUCGCAGAAUAAUGCGAGGAAUAGGAUCAUUACCAAACCGAGAAUCAACGGUGGUGGUAAUGAUGAAGAUGAUGAUGAUGGUGAUGAUGGGAUCGGUGCUGUUAGAGAGAAGUUGAUGCUUGAUCUGAAGACUCAAACUGCUAGGAUGAAAGAUGUGAUUUUGGGGAAAGAUGAAGAAAAUGGUGAUGCUGCUGGAGAAGGGUCUAUGGCGGGAGAGAAGACGUGGAAUUUGAGAACGAGGAGAGGUGCUGCUGGAGAGACUGGAAAGGGAUUGAAGAUUGAUGACAAGAAACCUAACGGGUCGCCGUUGAGAAAUUUUAACGGCGGAGGUAAGUUGAGAGGUGGUGGUGGUUCUCCUGAAAAGGUGAAGUUUUCUUUGACGUUAACGAAGAAGGAGAUUGAAGAAGAUUUCUUGAAGAUGACCGGUCACCGGCCGCCGAGGAGACCCACAAAGAGGCCAAGAAAUGUUCAGAAACAUAUGGAUACCAUUUUUCCUGGUAUGUGGUUGUCGUCUGAAGUUACUCCUGAUUUGUACAAGGUUCCUGAUGAUUCUGAAACCGGCAAGAAGUAGAGACGUUGAGAAUGGCAACUUGGAGGCAUGUAUUAGCUAACUGCUAGGAGUGACAACAGCUUAGGAAACAUCUGACUAUGAUGUGGGAUUUGAUUUUUGUUUUCCUGGUAGUGUAGUAGUUGAUUUGUGUCUUUUAUUGUUGCUUUCAAUGUUGUUGUUUUUGGUUGGUUCCAUAGGGAAUAGUUCAUUCUUUUGUUGAUAAACUUUAUUAUGAAUAAUUCUCGUAAGAGAUAUCAUUGGAGGGAAUGUGGUUUCAGUUUUCUACUAUGCUGUUUUCAUCAAGCUUAGUAGUUUGAAAGAACCAUGCUCUAUAAUUAUGUUGACAAUGUCAAAUUUUGGUUUCAAUUACUUUACUACAUUAUUUAAAGUAUAUUAUAUGGUUUCAAA